Trichoderma aggressivum f. europaeum is the source of this 2595-nucleotide messenger RNA. RefSeq lists its product as uncharacterized. Gene Ontology annotation, biological process: mitotic chromosome condensation. The record is from RefSeq and is a predicted model, not a curated record. Bases 1 to 2595 code for a protein of 864 amino acids. Gene Ontology annotation, molecular function: chromatin binding. The transcript has 4 exons. Gene Ontology annotation, cellular component: condensin complex. Lineage: Eukaryota; Fungi; Ascomycota; Sordariomycetes; Hypocreales; Hypocreaceae.
AUGCCUCGGAUUGCUCAGAUGCCACGCGCUGGUGGCGCAAAGUCGUCAUCGACCAACAUCUCGGGGUCGCCAUUCAAAUCUCCCAUCAAAAUCCCCCUCAACGACGAUGCACAAGAAAAGGGCCAGCGGAUGAACAACCGAAAAGCGCUUCAGGAAAAGCAGAUAAAGGAGAUCAAGAGGGCGGCCACCCCGCGCAACAGCCUGGGGAUUGGAGGAUUUGACAAUGGUUCACAAGAUCCCAACACGCCCCGGGGGACAAGAGGGCUGGAUGACGAUGAUCCCAUCAUGGUUGGAGGCGUGUCCGUGACGCCGAUGAAGCGUGUUCCCAUCCUAGCCAACUUUGAAGAGUGGAUGAAGAUGGCCACAGACAACAAGAUCAAUGCCACCAACUCAUGGAACUUUGCCCUCAUCGACUACUUUCACGACAUGUCUCUGCUCAAGGAGGGUGACGGCGUCAAUUUCCAGAAAGCGAGCUGCACGCUUGAUGGAUGCGUCAAGAUUUACACCAAUCGAAUCGACAGCGUCGCAACCGAGACCGGCAAGCUGCUGAGUGGUUUGGCAGAUAGCAAUAAUAAAAAGAAGGACCGCGAUGCUGAAGAUGGCGCCGGCGAAGGUGAAGAGAGCGAAGAAGAGGUUGAUGAGGAUGGCAAUGUCAAGAAGAAGACGAAGAAGAAGGCACAGAGGUCAUCCGAAGCAACACUAGCGCCGUCAUUCGCCUCCCUGCAGCUCAAGAAAUUCGAGCUUGAAUUCGCCGUCGAUCCCCUUUUCAAGAAGGCCUCUGCCGAUUUCGACGAGGGAGGCGCCAAAGGUCUACUGCUUAACCACCUGAUGAUUGACUCGCAGGGCCGAAUUGUCUUUGACAGUAGCGAUGAUACCGGUGAUGCAGAUGAAAAGAACAAAGAGAAUCAAGGGGAUGAGGACGAAGAUGAGGUCGAGGUCGAAGCCGAGGCUGAAGAGGGGGAAAGGGAAAGGGAUGGGGAUGGGGAUAUAGAUAUGGAACACGACCAACGCAGCCAUGUAGAGAAAGACCAACGCAAGAGUCAGGCCCAAGAGGAGGUGGAUGAUGCCGACAUAGAGAUUGACGUUUCAGCCCUCGGCCAGCGGUUCUUCCCCGACCUCGGCCUUCUGGAUGAGCUUGAUAUUUGCCCGUCUCUAAAGAGUUUUGAGCUGGGCGACCCCUCCGGCUCUAUGGACAUUCCCUUCCUUAAGGCUCCGGAAGACUGGAGACAAGACCAGGAACACAAGAGCUCCGACACCCAUGCGAAUAAAUCCGGCAUAUUCAUCGAUGAAGAUGCCCCAGUCGGCUUUGACGACGACGACCUGGGCCUUGGCAACUUCGAUACGCUUGGAGAUGUUGCUUUCGGUGAAGGCGGUGAAGCCUGGGCCAAGGAGGCCGCUCUCGAACCUCAAAUGCGUGUGUACGACGCUGGUAUGACUAGCGAAGAAGGUGGAGAGGGAGAAGGCUUUGAUGAAAACGGCGAGUAUAUCGUGUCCAUGGCCAAGCCGGAAAAUGCAGACAAGAUGCAUCAGGAUAUAUUGAGCUUCUUCGACCAAGCUCUGCAGAAGAACUGGACUAGUGCCGAGCAUUGGAGGAUCCGCAAGAUCAAAGAUGUCAACAAGCCAGCAGGAGAGACAAAGAAGCGCAAGGAAAAGGAGCCAUUCGAAAUCGAUUUCCUUUCGUCUCUCAGUCCCAGCCAGUCAGACGUCAUCUACACACAAGCAUCCAGCAACUCGGCUGUCUGCCUACCCAAAAAGGACUGGAAAUCAAAAUCUCGAAACUUACUUCCAGAUGACAAGCAUUUCAGUUCAAAGGUCUUACUGAAUCUCUUCCUCAAACCCAAGGCUCGCCUGGCUUCAAAACGGACAGGGUUCGGCUCACGGAAAAGUGGCCAAGGCUAUGGCUCUCAAGACGACGAUCACCAGCCAGCAGGGGAGCUUGACGAGGCCUUUUGGGCACAGCAAAAGGCCCCAGAGGAUGCUGCUCUACCAGAGGGCGAUUACGAUGCCAACUUCUUCCAAGACGACGAUGGCCUGCCAUUCCCUGGUGGCGAUGACGGAGACGAUGAUGACCUUGAGUUUUCAGAUGCCCGAGAACAUCUUUCACCGGGUGCCGAAGGGGAUGCGGGCAUGACGGAAGGGGCUGUGACGGCUAUGCUCAACGGGGAGACUAUGAACACUAUGGGCGCCUUUGGCACGCAGCUCAUCACGCAAACGCGCCGUCUACGUCCUGAAUAUGUUCAGUAUGCCAGAGUCGCAAAGAAGGUAGACGUGCGACGACUGAAGGAGGAACUCUGGAAGGGCAUGGGCCUAGAAGAACUGGAGAAAUCUGCUGAGCCGCCAGAGCCAUCAAACGGACCAAGGCAAUCACCGCCCAAUCCGGAGGAUAAUACCACUCUCAAGUUUACCGAGGUGAUGAACUCACUACAAUCGGUAUAUCCGAAGCCUGCCAUGGCCGACAUCUCCACAUCGUAUUGUUUCAUUUGCCUGCUUCACUUGGCAAACGAAAAGGGUCUUGUGAUUGAAAAUACGGAGGGGCUGAGUGAGCUGGACAUUCGAAAGGACUGGACUGCUGAUCUGACAGAAGGCGCCGUGUGA